UUCUUCUUCUCUUUGUAUUCCAGCUCCCGCCACUAUUUUCCGAUCCGUCGUUCCAGUCUCGACGGUGACGAACGCCGUUGAUUCUGUCCGUCACUGGCGAGGACUCUUAAAACUCACAGAAAAGUGAAAAAUUCUUGAAAAAGAUGAGGUGGGUUUUAUCCGCUUCUCUCCAUUUCAUGCGUAUGGAGCUGAUUUGUUUUGAUCUGUGGUAAAUAAUUGGCAACGGAGCUAAAUAAUUGGCAUUGCGUGGGCCCUUCUGCGUUUCUUUAUUUACUUCUUGGUCUGAAAAGCAAAUAUGAUGAAGUUUUUGGGUAAUGUUAUCAAUGAUUUCAUCUGGCGUCCAAGAUCCGUUGUGAAGUUGAAGUAUUUAUGGGCAUAAGUUCCUUGAAUCUUGUGAAUCAUCAUCUUAGAAGAGAAAUCUGUUAGAGGGAUGCUAAAUCUGAAUGAGUCAACCAAGUAAAUGCUUGGACUUUGAAGUGUAGGUGAAGUGGUUGAAGUGGAUGAUGAAAUUCCCUAAGCGUUACCUGAUUGUCGUUUUGACCUUUAUCUGCACAUCUGUUUGUUACAUAGAGAGGGUUGGGUUUUCAAUUGCAUAUACUGUUGCUGCUGAUGCUGCUGGAGUGAAUCAAUCUAGCAAAGGGGCUAUACUAUCUACUUUCUACUAUGGAUAUGCUUGUUCGCAAGUGCCAGGGGGAUGGGCUGCUCAGAAAAUCGGAGGGAGGACAGUUCUCCUUCUUUCAUUUGUUGUAUGGUCACUAACUUGUGCAUUGGUUCCGUUAGAUCCCAAUCGAGUUUUUGUGUUAAUAAUUGCGCGUUUGCUGGUUGGUGUGGCACAGGGGUUCAUCUUUCCCUCCAUCCACACUGUUCUAGCACAAUGGGUUCCUCCCCAUGAAAGAUCUAGAUCUGUUUCUCUUACAACUUCUGGGAUGUAUCUAGGUGCAGCAAUGGGAAUGCUUGUCCUUCCCAGUCUAGUGAAACUUAGAGGUCCUCAAUCUAUAUUUGUUGCCGAGGCAGCAAUGGGUGGCAUGUGGUCCUUACUUUGGUUUACAUAUGGCAGUGAUCCUCCUCGUAUUGAGCAUCCAAAGGCCACGGCUUCCGGGUUUGGAGAAUUAUUGUUGCCUAUCAAGGGGAAUCUGAGAUCAAAGGUUGAGAAUGGAAGAAUUUCAGUCAAAGCAGCCAAAAUCCCUUGGAUGAAAAUCCUAACUAGCUUGCCAGUCUGGGCAAUUGUUGUGAACAAUUUCACUUUUCAUUAUGGUUUAUAUGUGUUGAUGAAUUGGCUGCCAACCUACUUUGAAUUAGGCCUUAAACUAAGCCUUCAAGAUAUGGGUUCUUCAAAAAUGAUGCCUUAUCUGAACAUGUUUAUAUUCUCAAACAUAGGUGGUGUAGUUGCUGAUCAUUUAAUCACCAAGAGGAUAAUGUCUGUGACAAAAACCAGGAAAUUCUUGAAUACCAUAGGAUUUUUAGUUGCUUCUCUUGCAUUGAUUGUAAUUCCCAUAUUCAGAACAUCUGGUGGGGCUAUCUUCUGUUCUUCUGUGGCUCUGGGUUUUCUGGCUCUGGGCAGAGCUGGAUUUGCAGUGAAUCACAUGGAUGUGGCUCCAAGAUAUGCCGGAAUUGUGAUGGGUGUUUCUAAUACGGCAGGCACUUUAGCCGGAAUUAUUGGAGUGGACCUUACUGGCAGACUUCUUGAAGCUGCUAAAACUGCUAAUUCAGAUCUUACAGGUCCUGAUAGCUGGAGAGCAGUGUUCUUCAUUCCUGGCUUGCUAUGUUUUUUUAGUUCCUUAAUAUUCUUACAAUUUUCAACUGGGGAGAAAAUUUUUGACUGAGGAAGGCUGCUUGUCACUUGAUGAUCUGAUGGCUCAUUUGCAGUGUGUUUGGUUUCACAUCAAAGCAUGGCUUUUGGUGGUUUCCAACGUAAACCCAAGCAUGCACUAGAUUUGUUGUCUUAGUCAUCGAGAUUUUUUCUUUUCCAAUUAUUUCCCCAGAUUGUAUCAUUCUUGGAUAGGAGAGUUUCAUGGCAUUAAGCAGGGUUCUUAAUGCCCAGUCAUAUCUGGAGAUUGAAGUUUUAUUUGUUUCUCCAAGUUGUAUUGUAUACAUAAUCAAUCAUAAAGGAAGAUCAGGAGCCUUAAUAGGCGAUGACAGAGCUA
Molecule: messenger RNA, 2144 nt
Organism: Neltuma alba
Lineage: Eukaryota; Viridiplantae; Streptophyta; Magnoliopsida; Fabales; Fabaceae
Product: probable anion transporter 5
Exons: 2
Coding region: 501-1823 (440 amino acids)
Biological process (GO): transmembrane transport
Molecular function (GO): transmembrane transporter activity
Source: RefSeq, a predicted model, not a curated record